This is a messenger RNA of Melampsora larici-populina 98AG31, 300 nucleotides long. RefSeq lists its product as uncharacterized. The transcript has a single exon. The record is from RefSeq and is a predicted model, not a curated record. The coding region runs from base 1 to 300 and encodes 99 amino acids. NCBI's taxonomy places the organism in Eukaryota, Fungi, Basidiomycota, Pucciniomycetes, Pucciniales, Melampsoraceae. Gene Ontology annotation, molecular function: structural constituent of ribosome. Gene Ontology annotation, biological process: translation. Gene Ontology annotation, cellular component: ribosome.
AUGUCAAGCUUAUUCUUCUCACGCUUACAACACAUCAUCAAACCAAUAACAAAAUCAUUAACUCAAUCAACUCAUAAUGUAAAUUUAAACUUAACAAAACCUUUCAUCUCAAAUCAAUUCAUCAAUCAACAUCAACUUAAUCUUGGUCAUAGAGGUAUGAAAGUUAGAUCAAGUGUUAAAAGAAUCUGUGAUGGUUGUUCAGUUGUUAAAAGGAAAGGAAGAGUUUAUGUGAUUUGUUCUAAAGAUCCAAGACAUAAACAGGUACUAGUUUUCACUUUUGGGUGUUUUGGAUUGAUUUGA